GGUACCUGGAGUUCACAAAGCCAACUCCAUCAUCUCCAUCGCCAUGGCGGCUCUGCAACCAUUGUUCAUCCUCCAAGCUCUCCUACAUCUCCUCCUCCUCCUCCUCAUCUUUCCCUCCAAAACCCUGUCCCAGAACAACCCCAUCCUAGUCAACUGUUCCACCGCUGCCAACUACACCAUCCCCAGUCCCUUCGCCACCAACCUCAACCUCCUCCUCCCCAACCUCAUCGCCGCCGCUGCCAACUCCUCCACCCUCUUCUCCACCGCCACCGUCGGUUCCACCUUCGGCCUCGCCCAGUGCCGCCCUGACGCUUCCCCCUUCGACUGCAACGCUUGUCUCAACCGCUCCGUGGCCACUUUCUCCUCCCAAUGCCCUUUCCGCCGGUACGCCACCGUCCGCUUCGACUUAUGUAUCCUCCGCUACUCCGACUACCCCUUCUUCUCCAAGCUCGCCGACGACGGCUUCGUCGUCUUAUUAAAUGAAGACAACGCCACCGACCCAACGGUCUUUACUCGACGAUUAGACGAUCUAAUGGACGAGAUCUCAUCCAAGGCCUCCCGCAACACCUCGAGAUUCGGAGUAGGCUUGGUUAGCGUCUUCAGUUUUGAGGAAUAUAUAUACGGGAUGGUACAGUGUACCCGUGACUUAUCCGACGGUGACUGUUCACUGUGCCUGAAUCGCACGGUCGGAAUUUUGCGUCGCCAUUGUUAUUGGCGAAUUGGGUGCCAGUGCGUCAGUUUGAGCUGCAUCGCCAGGUUCGAGACCCAGCCCUUCUUCUCGCUUUCCUUGCUACCACCGGCGCCGGCGCCAUCGAUGCCGGUGCCGCUGGGCACUGGUGGGAGUCCAAGCACUGGAAAUGUUGGAAAAAGUAGCAGCAAUAGUAAAAAGAUUGUUCUUGUUAUUGUAAUUCCUGUGGUUGCUGCUUUUCUGUUUGUCUUUGCAAUUUGCUUUUAUCUGCAGAAGAGGGUAUUAGUCAGGAAAGGCAGAGAUAGAGGGGAUGAACCAGAGUUCAGAAGUGCAGAUUCUAUAUCGUUUGAUUUGGACACCCUUAGAGAUGCCACAAGUAAUUUCUCUGAGGAGAAUAAGCUUGGGGAGGGUGGUUUUGGAUCUGUUUAUAAGGGUACAUUGAAGGAUGGACAGGAAAUAGCUGUGAAACGACUCUCAACAACAUCAGGCCAAGGAUUUUUAGAGCUUAAGAAUGAGGUGUUUUUGAUUGCUAAGCUUCAACACAGAAACCUUGUAAGGCUGUUGGGUUGUUGCUUAGAAGAACAGGAGAAGCUUCUUGUCUAUGAGUACCUCCCAAAUGCAAGCCUUGACAAACAUUUGUUUGAUCCUGUAAGGUGUGAAUUACUGGACUGGACAAAACGAUACAAGAUCAUCGAAGGCAUUAGUCGAGGUCUUCUUUAUCUUCACGAAGAUUCACGUCUUAGAAUUAUACAUCGAGACCUGAAAACAAGCAACAUCUUGUUGGAUGAGGAUAUGAAUCCUAAAAUCUCUGACUUUGGCUUCGCAAAGCUUUUUGAUGUAGAUGAAACACAAGGAAGGACUACAAGAAUUGCAGGGACAUAUGGAUACAUGGCACCGGAAUAUGCAGUGCGUGGAAAGUUCUCAAUCAAGUCAGAUGUUUAUAGUUUUGGCGUGAUGGUGUUGGAGAUCGUCACUGGUAGGAGAAACAACGGCUUUGAAGAAUCUGGGAAUGGGAAUGCUCCUAACCUUCUAAACUACGUGUGGCGGUAUUGGAACGAAGGUAGAGCAUUAGAGUUGAAGGACAGGAAGCUACGUGACUGCGUCAAGGUGGAAGAAGUACUGAGAUGCAUUCACAUUGGACUGCUUUGUGUCCAAGAGGAUCCAACAAAGAGGCCUAGCAUGGCAACAGUGGUUGUCAUGCUGAGGAGUUACUCCAUCUCUCUUCCAACACCUUCAACUCCUGCAUUCUUCCUGCCAACCACAACAAACAGAGAGGCAAACAUGCUAGAUACCGGACAUACUAAUCAAGAAGCAGGACGGUCAAGGUCCAUCUCUGCAAACCAGCUCUCAAUUUCAAUAGUGGAACCACGGUAGAUUACAGGUCGUGUUUGGAGUAAGGGAAUGGUGCUGAAGGAAUUGCAAUGAGAAAGCCAUUUUGAGAUAAACCACAGAUUUAUUGAAAAAAAUGGAACAAAAACAGAGCCACGCGGAUAAAAGAGUAAGCAUGCAAACACAAGCAAA
Molecule: messenger RNA, 2209 nt
Organism: Dioscorea cayenensis subsp. rotundata (Guinea yam)
Lineage: Eukaryota; Viridiplantae; Streptophyta; Magnoliopsida; Dioscoreales; Dioscoreaceae
Product: putative receptor-like protein kinase At4g00960
Exons: 9
Coding region: 44-2062 (672 amino acids)
Biological process (GO): protein phosphorylation
Molecular function (GO): protein kinase activity; ATP binding
Source: RefSeq, a predicted model, not a curated record